AUGCCCCCCAAUCACCUCGCCUCUUGCCAUCCCGUUCCCCCUCUUGCCAUCCAGUUCCCCCUCUUGCCAUCCCGUUCCCCCUCGUGCCAAUUCGUUCCCCCUCUUGAUAUCCUGUUCCCCCUCUUGCCAUCCUGCUCCCCCUCUUGCCAUCCCGUUCCCCCUCGUGCCAUCCCGUUCCCCCUCUUGCCAUCCUGUUCCCCCUCUUGCCAUCCCGUUCCUGCCAUCCCGUUCCCCCUCUUGCCAUCCCGUUCCCCCUCGUGCCAUCCCGUUCCCCCUCUUGCUAUCCCGUUCCUCCUCUUGUCAUCCCAUUCCCCCUCUUGCCAUCCCGUUACCCCUCUUGCCAUCCCGUUCCCCCUCUUGCCAUCACAUUCCCCCUCUUACCAUCCCGUUCCCCCUCUUGCCAUCCCGUUCCCCCUCUUGUCAUUCCGUUCCCCCUCUUGCCAUCCCCCCCUUAUGCAUAUCAUCCCCACCUCCUUCCUUCCCCUCCCCCCUUCCUUCUCUUCCCCCCCUCCCUCCCCCUCCCCCCUCUCCCCUUUCAUCCCCGUUCUGCCCAUCCCUGACACCAGUGCAUAUUGCUGGUGGAGGCCAGAGGGGGCGUUGUAUCGGUGGGGGCGUUGCCCCGAUCCUCUUCUGGGCCAUGUGGUGGUCGUGUUGGAGUAG
Molecule: messenger RNA, 660 nt
Organism: Closterium sp. Naga37s-1
Lineage: Eukaryota; Viridiplantae; Streptophyta; Zygnematophyceae; Desmidiales; Closteriaceae
Source: the annotation of a GenBank genome assembly